This is a messenger RNA of Rubroshorea leprosula, 1208 nucleotides long. The record is from the annotation of a GenBank genome assembly. NCBI's taxonomy places the organism in Eukaryota, Viridiplantae, Streptophyta, Magnoliopsida, Malvales, Dipterocarpaceae.
GAUGCCAACAGCGAAAAGAAUCUUUCUUAAUUUUGAUGAUAGCUCUCCUAAUAAAUUUGGUAGUCAGACUACUUCCAGGUCAACGUCCAGAUUCAUAGCUACGUUUAUGUUGAGGCUCUUUGUUCAUAGUUGAAAUGCUCAUGUAUUUCCAUUUCUCCUUUUGUGUAAAGAUGGGAAGCAAAUUUAAGCAAGGCACGUUUGAUGAGUACGCGGAAAGAUCUCUUGCUACUUGGGUUAUGAUGAACAGAGGUGAAGCAACCACAAGCAACCCCACUGCAAUUAGGAUGACAACAGAGUAGGCUUCGUUGAUUUGCCAAAGUUCGCCUGAGUUGAGACGUUUGCCACCACGUACAGGGACUGUACCAGCCCAAACAACGAUAAGAUUGUAUAGCUUUUACGAAAAGAAUGAGAGGGAGAGCGAGAGUGACAGCGAGAGAGCGAACAAGCUUUACGAGGAACGAUCGAUGGAGUGCAAAGGACAGGUGGACAGCACGAAGCAGGACCAGAUCUGGAUAUCAGAGGCAAAUAACUUUCCAGAAGACUGGAGUUUUGAACAAAUGUGGCAAACUUUUAAGAAGUAUGGUAGGAUCUUGGAGAUUCACUGCCCAGAUAGAAGAGGGAAGGAUGGCCGACGGUUCGGGUUUGUUAGAUUUCAGGAUGUCAAGGAUGAAGGAGACCUGGAACGAAAGCUAAAGCAAAUAAAGAUUGGCUACUUGAAUCUGGUGGUGAACAAACCGAGAUUCAAAAAAGGGGAGACUGCAGGAAGCGUUGCUACUAGGGAACAGAAACAGAGGAAUGAGGCAAGACCAUCAGAACAAGACAGGAGAGUAAGGAGUGAAUGGCGAGUCCGUAAGAGGGAUGAAUUAUGGACUGGUUUGGAAUUCAGCUUUGAUCGAGAAGAGUAUGCAUGGCUUGAUGGGUGCUAUGUUGGGAAAGUCUAUUCAAUUGAGACGAUUCCUUCUCUCCAGGAAAGGGUCUUUAUGAAAGGGGUGUUCUCAUGUCGUGUUCAAGCCAUUGGUGGAAAGCUAGUGUUACUGGAUAAUGAGGAUAAGGAGGAAUUAGGUGAUCUGAUUGCUUCUGGCCAGGACUGAUUAAGUCAGUGGUUUGAAGAAAUUAGAGAAUGGUCCCCAAGCAUGGUAGCUACGGAACGCUUUGUAUGGUUAAAGAUCUAGGGUGUUCCUCUCCAUAGCUGGAAUUCAGUGCUAUUC